Misgurnus anguillicaudatus (oriental weatherfish) is the source of this 5445-nucleotide messenger RNA. NCBI's taxonomy places the organism in Eukaryota, Metazoa, Chordata, Actinopteri, Cypriniformes, Cobitidae. The record is from RefSeq and is a predicted model, not a curated record.
GUGGCAGGUGCGGCGCAGUGGAGCGUACUGGAAGAUCGUAUCACUCCGCUUGAUUUGGACACCAUCGAUGUUCAUUCAAACGUCAGAUGAAAAGACUUCCUGAACGCGCACGUAGGCUACACGAGCGCAGCAGGUUUGCAACUGCUGUCGCGUAAUUGUUGCCGUAUUGAGCGAAUAAUUUAGAGAUAUGUCAUUAUUUUUAGACAAAUCGCAUUUCACAGAACAACUCCCGAUGGGUCAUAUCAUUAUAAGGUGUAUUAUGAGAAACUAACGGAAUGUUAUUUCAAGAACUUCCUUAAAGAGGCGGUACUACAUUGUGCGACCCUUUUCCAUGGAAAAAAAUCUCUCAUCUCAGAGAAACUCUAUAACAGAUUUCCAGUUUAUUUUUGCUAGAGCGGUAAAUUCCAGAAUGAUCUCCUGUUUAUAAACAUUAACAUCACUCACAAACACGGGAACAUGGAGGGUAUUUGUUUUGAGGUCAAACCUGGAAGUGACCUGGUCGGAGGUUGCUCUCCCUGUGCCCUCACACCAACACAUACCAGGUCGGACGAUACGCAAAAGGAAGAAGAAGUGGAGAUUCAGUACAGUUUAACUAUGGUUGGCUCAUUGGCCAUCCAUCCACAGACCACCAUGGCCAUGCUGCCCUGGGUGGUGGCUGAGAUACGGAGACCAAAGCAGAUGGAGAAGAACAGAAGCCCUGGAUUCACUGGAGCCCAGGUUCGAGAUCGACCUGUGGUGCUAAAGAUUUCAGCCAGCUCAGUGCGUUGCGUUCUGGACACAGCCGGGCCGGGGAAGCCAUGGGACCCAUUGCAACAUAUGGUUCUGUUCGAUCAUCGGCCUCAUCUUAUCACCAAACUCAUUCACAACAGCCAGGAGCCGAGCUAUUUCGGCUGUCUGCUCAGAAAAGAGAGGACUGCAACCUGCUAUGUUUUCCGCUGUCAGGACCAGCUGCAGGUUCCAGAGAUCAUCAGCACUCUCAGGCAGGCUGGCAAAAGUUCUGCCCGGCAAGAAGACGCCCAUUCAUUUCUGCCAAACAACAUCCAGCCGGAGGCUUUCUGCUCAACGGCAGCUGAUGCCGCAACAGCAUUCGCUAAAAAGUUUGAGGUGUUGUUCUGCGGGCGAGUGGUGGUGGCCCAUAAGAAAGCGCCGCCUGCAUUGAUAGAUGAAUGUAUCGAGAAGUUUGGACGUGCCAGUGUGACGGGCACGAUCGCAGCGGGUUUCAGACGAGCGUUCUCGCUCACACAGAUGACAAAUGGAGCAAGUGAGGGAGCAGACGGAGGUGGAAAGCGACCACUAUUUUUUAAAAGAGAUCCCAGUUUCCCAUCUCUCCAUGGGCUGGAUGAGAACGGCCUCUCACCGGAGCUCCAGCGACGGGCUACGGAUGGCGCUGCUGGGGUCCAACCCACUAGCUUGCAGGAAAACAGAACCAUGCUGUUCACAAUCGGGCGCUCUCAAAUCUUCCUCGUAAGUCCUGACACUAAGAAGGUGGCCAUAGAGAAAAGCUUCAGAGAGAUCUCCUUUUGUUCACAGGGUAUUCGUCAUGUGGACCACUUUGGCUUCAUAUGCAGGGAGACGGUGGAGAAUGGAGGCUGUCAGUUUGUCUGCUAUGUUUUCCAGUGCGCUAAUGAAUCUCUGGUGGAUGAGAUCAUGUUGACGUUGAAGCAGGCGUUCUCUGUUGCCGCGCUCCAGCAGAACAGUAGGACUCAGAGUCAACAGUGUGACAGCUGUCCCCUGCAGCAGCUGCACAGACUCUGUGACAGAAUAGAGGGUCUUCAUCCAUCCAAAACUAAGCUGGAACUCCAGAAGCAUUUGGCAGGGUUGGAAAAUCAGGAGCAGGCAGCUGUGUUUGAGAGCACCAUGAAAGCCAGACCGAAGUCUGAUCAGGAGGAGAACGAGUUGAUCAUAUCAUGUCUAAGACGACAUUAUGAGGAGAGACAGAAGACACACACUCAUGCACACAAUGGACAGAACAAAAAGGCUGCUCAGGAGGUUUCUGUGAAUGCUGAAAACAACGCAAGUUCCAGUCGUGUUCGUCUGGAGGAGCUCAAGUCUAGAGCCAAGCGAUCGCUCACUGAAUCACUGGAGGGGAUCUGGAAGGGCAGUAAUAAGCCCAAAUCCCAGAAGGACAACAGUGAAGGAGAGAGUAAUUCUUCCAGCUCUACAACCCUGAACAGCACAAACCAGGAAACAUCAUUAGAGGAUCCUCUCUGUUCUCUCCUCCCUUCCAGUCCUCUCCGCUCCCAUAAUUCCACGGGGGACCUAAAGCGCCUCGAAGGCUCAGCUACAAGUCACGAAGGUCCUGAGAGUCCGCCUCAGGGUUUCAGGCGCCGGGCAAGCACAUACAGUCACUCUCCCACGCUGUCGUCGCCCGGGCCGGACCUGCCCCCUCAGCCACUCACAGCCUCUACCAAACCCAAACUGGUCCGACACUACUCCGUCAGCACAGACUCGCCACACCAGACCAAUCUUUCCUCCCCUCCGGCCUCUUCCUUUUCACGGCCAAUGAGGCCACGUGCUUUUGAUCUUGAUCAUUCCACUCGACCCUUCAAGCGAAGUCCAUCAGGGCUGAGUGUAUUCAGGGCGAGAUUACACUCCUCCUCUUCUGUUCCAAAUUUCCUCAAAUUUCUGGCCCCUGUAGUGGAGAGUGAUGAUAGCUAUGAGUCUCAGAGGAAGAGUGAUGUUGCUGCCCUUUCCAGUCCUGGAGCCGUGUGUUUCGUGGGGGACGACAGUCCAUUACGUAACCGAAGACAUUCCUGGAGACAACAGAUCUUCCUAAGGGUUGCCACACCACAGAAGGGUUCAGACGCCAUAGAUUCCACCUUAGAGGUUAGCAGCAGAAUGGCGCUCGGAGGUGGAGUGGGGGGCGGAGAGAGCUCUCUGGGGGCGGUACCAGAGGAAAAGAGAAAGAAGAGUCGGGAGGAGCUGAGGGAAUUGUGGCGAAAAGCCAUUCUCCAACAGAUCUUACUCCUGCGGAUGGAGAAAGAAAAUCAAAAACUCCAAGCUUCAGAGAGCGAUCUGCAGUGCAGACGACUGAAGUUGGACUAUGAAGAGAUAACCCCGUGCCUGAAAGAUGUGACUUUGGUCUGGGAACGAAUGCUCUGCACCGCUGGAAGGUCAAAGAUCAAAUUCGACACACAGGAGAUCCACAGAGCCGUGGGACAAGUGCUGGACAGCUGUCCCUCUAUAAUCUACUGAAGGCAUAUUCUCUGUUGGACCCAGAAGUGGGCUACUGCCAGGGUUUGAGUUUCGUGGCGGGUGUGUUGCUUCUCCACUUGAGCGAAGAAGACGCUUUCCACAUGCUCCGAUUCCUCAUGUACGACAUGGGGCUGCGAAAACAGUACAGGCCUGAUAUGAUCAUACUGCAGAUUCAGAUGUAUCAGCUGUCUCGUCUUUUGCACGACUAUCACAGGGAGCUGUACUCUCAUCUGGAGCAGCACGAAAUCGGCCCCAGUCUCUAUGCUGCCCCCUGGUUUCUCACUGCCUUCGCCUCACACUUCCCGCUGGGAUUUGUGGCCCGAGUGUUUGAUAUGCUGUUUCUCCAGGGAUCGGAGGUUACCUUCAAAGUGGCCCUGAGUCUGCUUGGUAGCCACAAGCCUUUGAUUCUUCAACAUGACAAUCUGGAGUCUAUUGUUGAGUUCAUCAAAACAACCUUACCUAAUCUCGGCCUUGUGCAAAUGGAAAAAACAAUCAACCAGGUGUCUGAGAUGGAUAUCAGUAAGCAGCUGCAGGCCUAUGAGGUGGAAUAUCACGUUCUUCAGGACGAGCUCUUGGAUGGUCCCUCCACUCUCAGCCAAUCACAGCGAGUUGCCCAGCUGGAAAAGACCAAUGGAAGCCUACGGCAGCAAAACUUGGACCUUUUAGAGGAACUACAGGUUGCCCAUGCGAAGAUCCGAUGUCUGGAGACCCGUGCGGAGGGCCUGGUGAGCCGAGAGGCCGAGCUGCAGUUGGAGGUUAAAACUCUACAGCAGGAACGGGCAGAGCUGCUCCAGACCGUAUCCAACCUGAGAGCUCUCCAAAGCAGCCUGGGAAUAAACGCCCCUUGCCCCACCCUGGAUGACCUUACUACUGCAAUCACCAACUAGUAGCUAUUCCAGAAAUGGAUAUUUAUAGAGUCCAGCACUGAUAAACCAUGACAUGUCAUCAACUAGGGCUACCAACUCCAUCUUUUGAUGUGAUGCAUCGGCUCUGUUAAUCUCUAAUCCUCUCAUUGGCUCUAAACUGUUUUAGUGGGGGACAGGAUGACAUUUUCAGGACUCUUUCAGUGAACUCCGGUUCACUGGUUUCCCUUCACCUAAGAACCUCUUUCUGAGGACUGAUACAGGGUACCUGUAUAAGAACAACAUUUAAAGAUCAAAUUGCUGAGAUUUCCGGUGCUUCGAGCUUUUGUGACAUUUUUGGGUCACUUUUUUAAACAAGUGCACGUUCUUUCACUCCCUGCUUCAUUUUGGAGUGGCAAUGACCCCGACAAAGCCUCUCUGAGGUGGAUUUGACUUGACUGGUCUGUUUCCAUGACACAUAAGAUUGACCGAUCCCCAGUUAGCACUGACCAGCCCGUGGAGCGGCUCGGAUGAUUGCACUCCAAUUGUGCAUCGCAAAAUUUGCACCCUGUACUUGUUUUGUGUGUGUGUAGGUUAGUGUGUGCGUGUGUAUGUGGAAAUCCACGUGGCCAAUGACUCCAUUACCAGUGCAAUAGAAACUUGAAUUAAAAACGACACUGUAAUCCUGUACAUCUUCUGUUAAAACAGAAACCAAAGUGCAUAUUCAAAAACAGAUUUUUUUCAGACUUCAUUAGAGUCUGAAAUGCUGCUGAUUUAACAAAAUAACAAUAAACCCAUAAAAAAAAAACAUUUUCAUUACGCAUAAGUGUUCAUAAUGCAUUAUUAAUCUGCAUAUAUAAGAACUGUUCAGUUUGUUGUUUAUUUUUGGUACCUAUUGAACCAAAGAUUUUUAUUUUACGUCCUUUCUUUUUCCGUGGCAUGCAUUGGAUAUUUAUAUGUGUAGUUCAUUCGUUCGACCACGUCAGUCGCUGACACGUUUUAAACGCACGUCUCCAUUCGAGCAUGAAAUGUUUUGACAGAUAGAAAUAAAAGGUGUGUGUGUGAACACGGAAAGAAAAUGAAUGUUCUUACAUCAUGUGCGUGACAAUGCUUUCUUACCCUCCUGACCUCUUUUUCUCUUUUGGAGAAUUCUUGUUUGUUUUUCUGUGAUGCUGUUUAAACAUUGUUGUUGAUGAAGUGGUUUAUUUUUAUCGAUUUUUAUUGAGAGUGUUAUUCUCGCCGUUUUCAUUAAACUACUUUAUAAACAAACGUGAAUUGGGUCGAUUUGCUCGAUACGCUGUAUGUGUGACCUUUCGUUUUUAUGUUUGUGGUUCUGUAGAAAAAGAUAAUACUCGAAGUUCUCUUGAAUCUGACUGUUGUGUGUUUAAAUAAACAACAUUGCGUUUGA